ACUCUGAUGUUGAUAAAGGAGAUGGUUCCAUCAAAUACAUCUUGUCAGGCGAAGGGGCAAGUUCCAUUUUCAUUAUUGAUGAGAACACGGGGGAUAUUCAUGCUACAAAGAGGCUGGAUCGAGAAGAGCAGGCCUACUACACACUCCGAGCACAAGCACUAGAUAGGCUGACUAAUAAACCCGUGGAACCAGAAUCUGAGUUCGUCAUUAAGAUUCAGGACAUCAAUGACAAUGAGCCAAAGUUUCUGGAUGGUCCUUACACUGCUGGAGUUCCCGAGAUGUCUCCUGUGGGUACCUCUGUGGUUCAAGUGACAGCCACUGAUGCAGAUGAUCCUACUUACGGCAACAGUGCUCGAGUGGUUUACAGCAUAUUGCAAGGGCAACCUUACUUUUCUGUGGAGCCAAAAACAGGUGUUAUCAAGACUGCCCUUCCGAACAUGGAUAGAGAAGCCAAGGACCAAUACCUACUAGUUAUUCAAGCAAAGGACAUGGUUGGGCAGAAUGGUGGAUUAUCAGGGACUACAUCUGUAACUGUCACUCUGACUGAUGUUAAUGACAACCCACCCCGGUUUCCAAGACGAUCAUAUCAGUAUAAUGUCCCAGAGUCUUUGCCAGUGGCUUCUGUGGUGGCCAGAAUAAAAGCUGCAGAUGCAGAUGUGGGACCUAACGCUGAAAUGGAGUAUAAGAUUGUGGAUGGUGAUGGCUUGGGAGUAUUCAAAAUCUCUGUCGACAAAGACACCCAGGAGGGAAUCAUAACAAUUCAGAAGGAGCUGGAUUUUGAAGCUAAGACAAGCUAUACCCUGCGGAUAGAAGCAGCCAAUAUGCAUGUUGACCCUCGCUUCCUAAGCCUGGGACCCUUCAGUGACAUGACAACGGUGAAGAUCAUUGUAGAAGAUGUUGAUGAGCCACCUGUGUUUACUUCACGUUUGUACUCCAUGGUGGUGUCUGAAGCAGCAAAGGUCGGCACUAUCAUUGGAACUGUAGCAGCCCAUGAUCCAGAUGCCUCAAAUAGUCCUGUCAGGUACUCAAUAGAUCGAAACACAGACCUGGAGAGGUAUUUCAAUAUUGAUGCCAACAGUGGAGUCAUUACAACUGCCAAAUCUUUGGACAGGGAAACGAAUGCUGUUCAUAAUAUCACAGUUUUGGCUAUGGAGAGUCAGAAUCCAGCACAGAUUGGGAGAGGCUAUGUAGCCAUCACUAUUCUUGACAUAAAUGACAAUGCCCCUGAGUUUGCCAUGGAGUACGAGACAACUGUCUGUGAAAAUGCUCAGCCUGGUCAGGUCAUCCAGAAAAUCAGUGCAAUUGAUAAAGAUGACCCACCAAAUGGCCAUCAGUUCUACUUCAGUUUAACAGCAGAGGCAGCAAAUAAUCACAAUUUUACACUGCAGGACAACAAAGAUAACACUGCAACAGUAUUAACAAGAAGAAAUGGGUUCCGAAGACAAGAACAAUCUGUUUUCUACUUGCCAAUAUUCAUUGUGGACAGUGGAUCACCUUCACUUAGUAGCACUAAUACCCUCACCAUUAGAGUCUGUGAUUGUGAUGCAGAUGGUAUUGCUCAGACAUGCAAUGCAGAAGCAUAUAUCUUGCCUGCAGGACUCAGCACUGGAGCUCUGAUAGCAAUCUUGGCUUGUGUCUUGACACUGCUAGUUCUUGUCUUGCUGAUUGUCACCAUGAGGCGACGGAAAAAAGAACCCCUCAUUUUUGAUGAAGAGAGAGAUAUCAGAGAGAACAUUGUCAGGUAUGAUGAUGAGGGUGGUGGAGAAGAAGACACCGAGGCAUUUGACAUGGCUGCCUUGAGAAACCUCAACAUUAUCCGAGACACGAAGACCAGAAGGGAUGUGACACCUGAGAUUCAAUUCUUGAGCAGACCAACUUUUAAAAGCAUCCCAGAUAACGUCAUUUUUAGAGAAUUUAUCUGGGAAAGACUAAAAGAAGCUGACGUGGACCCCUGCGCGCCACCCUACGACUCCCUGCAGACAUAUGCAUUUGAGGGGAACGGCUCAGUGGCAGAGUCACUCAGUUCUUUAGAUUCGAUCAGCUCAAACUCUGACCAGAACUAUGAUUACCUCAGUGACUGGGGCCCUCGUUUUAAAAGGCUUGCAGAUAUGUAUGGGACUGGACCAGACUGCUUAUACUCAUAGCCUUGGAACCUUUCUCUGAAAAUGCACUGAAGAAUACUGAAACAGAAAACUCAACCUUACAGAC
Molecule: messenger RNA, 2208 nt
Organism: Phaethon lepturus (White-tailed tropicbird)
Lineage: Eukaryota; Metazoa; Chordata; Aves; Phaethontiformes; Phaethontidae
Gene: CDH7
Product: cadherin 7, type 2
Exons: 10
Coding region: 279-2144 (621 amino acids)
Biological process (GO): cell-cell junction assembly; homophilic cell-cell adhesion; cell morphogenesis
Cellular component (GO): adherens junction; catenin complex; plasma membrane
Molecular function (GO): cadherin binding; calcium ion binding
Source: RefSeq, a predicted model, not a curated record